AUGUCGGAGCCAUCUGAGAGGCCUGAGCUCUGCUGCGGAGGCUCCACCGGGCGGCUGGCGCCCCCGCCCACCUGGGCAGCGCUGGCAGGGAGGCCCGCAGGGCCCGGGGCGGGCGAGGUGGGCAACAGCCUCUGGGUUCAGACGGGCCGCUUCCCACGGAGGAGGAGGACCGGGCCGGCGGGGCCUGAUCGGCCUCCAGCCGCGCUGUCUCGGAGCUGCAAGGGGCCUUCGGGGGGGCCUUAUUAUCCGGCCUGCCUGCGGGACGAAGGUCCCUUCCACAGUCCUUGCCGUCCUGGCGGCAGUGAUCCCAGCCCCCUUGGCUGGGGGGACCUGGGCCCCUUUAACCCGGGGCUGCCCGUGGACGUGCCCCUGUGGCUGGCCGUCAGCCUGAAACAGAGACAGAAGUGCCGGGUGCUCCCUCCGGAGUGGAUGGAUGUAGAGAAGUUGGAGAAGAUGAGGGAUCAUGAACGCAAUGAAGAAACCUUUACCCCGAUGCCUAGCCCGUAUUACAUGGAACUUACCAAACUCCUGCUCAACCACGCUUCGGACAACAUCCCGAAAGCAGAUGAGAUCCGGACCCUGGUCAAGGACACUUGGGACACGCGCAUCGCCAAGCUGCGCGUGUCUGCCGACAGCUUCGUGAGGCAGCAGGAGGCGCAUGCCCAGCUGGAUAACUUGACCCUGAUGGAGAUCAACACCAGCGGGGCUUUCCUCACACAGGCGCUCAACCACAUGUACAAGCUCCGCACCAGCCUGCAGCCUCCCGAGCACACUCAGUCCCAGGACUUCUAGAGGAGACCUGGUCUUGGCAGGCCUGGCCUCUGCCGGAGCGGGCACCAGGCACCACGCCGGGCCUCGCCUCUCUGCAGUUCUAGAGCCAACUUGGAAUGUGUGAAAAACAGGAGGGGGAAGAACGCUGUCGGAAAGCAAGCCUUCUUGUGCGCGUUUGUCAAGACGCGCGUUAGUGCCACACCUGUCUCUUGCAAGCAGCUGCUCUUUUUGGGGCUGAGAGAACAAAGCUUCUCCAGACAAUACAAAGAGUCGGUAGUAGAAUCCCACGUCUCCUCAAAGGCGGCCUUCCGGAUGAGUGCCCCGAGCUGCUUUGGAAGGUGCACGGGUGUGGCCGAGAGCUUUUUCCGCCUUCCUGAGCUGGAUCUCCCGGGCUGAGUCUAGAACGACCGACGGUUGCUUGUGGCGAGCAGGCCGGCAGGUGCACGCCAUGCGGUGUCUUGUCAUCUCAGCCCGUGCACAAUAAAGAUGGAGUAAACUGGCAUCUCUGGGCUUUUGUGUCAAUACUGGGGGAAGGGGCAAGCCCCAGCUAGGUCGCACCGGCACAGGGGGUGUUUGCUUCAGCCAGCUCUUGGGGCGCAGCUGACAGGGAUAUCCCCGCAGUGCGGGAGGGCAAGA
Condylura cristata (star-nosed mole) is the source of this 1407-nucleotide messenger RNA. RefSeq names its product GINS complex subunit 2 (Psf2 homolog) (gene GINS2). Lineage: Eukaryota; Metazoa; Chordata; Mammalia; Eulipotyphla; Talpidae. Gene Ontology annotation, cellular component: GINS complex; nucleus. The record is from RefSeq and is a predicted model, not a curated record. Gene Ontology annotation, biological process: double-strand break repair via break-induced replication; DNA replication. Bases 1 to 792 code for a protein of 263 amino acids. The transcript is spliced from 7 exons.